Molecule: messenger RNA, 1123 nt
Organism: Conger conger (European conger)
Lineage: Eukaryota; Metazoa; Chordata; Actinopteri; Anguilliformes; Congridae
Product: dihydropteridine reductase-like
Exons: 7
Coding region: 59-781 (240 amino acids)
Biological process (GO): L-phenylalanine catabolic process; tetrahydrobiopterin biosynthetic process
Cellular component (GO): cytoplasm
Molecular function (GO): NADH binding; NADPH binding; 6,7-dihydropteridine reductase activity
Source: RefSeq, a predicted model, not a curated record
CGGGCCAAGUAGCGACUGCAAAAGCAGUCAUUACAGUGCGUUGACAGAGCGAGCGAGAAUGGCAGCUGUUGAAGCGCACCGAGUUUUUAUCUAUGGAGGAAGGGGUGCUCUGGGAUCAAAAUGUGUCGAGUAUUUCAAGUCCAAAGGCUGGUGGGUAGCGUCUGUUGAUAUCGCAUCUAAUGAAAACGCAGAUGCAAACGUGCUUGUCCAGCUGUCCGAUUCUUUUACUGAUCAAGCGGACCAGGUGACAGCAGAUGUCUCCCGGUUGCUGGGAGACUCGAAAGUAGAUGCUAUCCUUUGUGUGGCUGGAGGCUGGGCUGGUGGCAAUGCCAGCGAUAAAGCCCUGUACAAGAACACCGACCUAAUGUGGAAGCAGAGUGUCUGGACCUCAGUCAUAUCUGUUCACCUGGCCACCAAACAUCUAAAGGAAGGGGGUCUUCUGACUCUGCCAGGGGCCAAAGCAUCCCUGACCGGAACCCCUGGCAUGGUGGGGUAUGGCAUGGCUAAGGCUGCUGUUCACCAGCUGUGCCAGAGCCUGGCUGGAGAUGACAGUGGCAUGCCCUUGGGUAGCACAGCGGUGGCCAUUCUACCCGUUACCUUGGACACACCGAUGAACAGGAAAUGGAUGCCAGACGCGGACUUUGGGUCCUGGACACCGCUGGACUAUGUGGCUGAAGCCUUCUUCAAGUGGGCAACAGGUGUAGGACGCCCGGCGUCGGGGAGCUUGAUGCAGCUUGUGACGUCUGGUGGGAGAACGGUGGCGACGCCCGCAAUUCAGUGAAGACAGUGCCAGAAGUAACCUGCAGGGGGCAGCAACCCCUAGUUCCCAUUUAGUCCUCUCGCAUAAAAAAACCACAGAAUCAAAUGAAGAGCGAAUCCCGCUGUCACACCUUAAACGUACAAUGCAUUCCAGUUCAGUGGCCUUACUCUGUGUUUAUACCUUCUGUAUGUGGGUGGGGUGUUAAUGUUUUGUGAAGAAAAUGGACCUUGAGACAUUAAGUCUAUCAAUAUUACAGUACAAGUCAGUUUUUAGUCAACCAGAUAUGAUUUAUUUGCAAGAAAAUGUAUCUGAUGUGGUAUAUCAAAACAGAAGCUACCUGCAAUUAAAAAAAACCGAAUCAUU